UCAAAUUGUUUAAUUUCCUUGACGUUUAUGUUAAAAAUUUCCAUAGCAUAUAAAUAUUGGAUUGAAAAUUCUGAUUUUUUAUUGUGCAAAUUUGGAGAAAUGGAACAAAGUUUUACUUAAAUUCCCAGAUUUGAUAAAAUACAAAGAAAAUCUCGAUUUCACCAUCCCUCGUUUUGGCUCAAAACCCUAUCCGCCAAUCACAAACCCUAGAUUUAUUCUCUUCAAAAUUCGUUUUUUUUUGGUCUGUUUAACUUUUUUAUUUUUUAAUACUCAUUUUGAUCUGUGAGUUUAUAGAUUCGAAUUUCGGCUCCUACACUAAAUUGUCACUUGUUUUUUGAAAAGAGAUUGUGCUGAUUUUGCUUUGUUUAUUGCCCACUUUUGUUUUCUGUUUCUGGGAUGGUUGAGUUCAAUUUGGUUGCCCAGAGCUUUGAUUUCACUGAAAACUAAGGAUGCCCCAGUAGUUUGGGGCCAAUUUGGUGAACUGGGUCUGAACUAUUUCCCUCUUUUGCCCCUUUUUUGGUGGGUGAUUUUGGAUUAUCAUUUCGACAGUUUAUCCACGAAAACGAGUGCUUUGCCAAUUUGGCGAAUUGGGUCUUCAUCAUUUGUCUCUUAUAACCCAUUAUUACUUGGUGGAUUCGUAAUACUGUUUGAUAGUAAUAUCGAAGAACCACUGCGAUUGUUUUGUGAGAAGGAGAUGAGAUGAGAGGGGUAUUGUUUAGUGUGAGGUUUAAGGAGAGACAAUGACUGGAGGGUCAUUGGGGAUUCGCUCUGGAAGUUAUGGAUCAUUGGAGAAGCAUUUUCAGCAACAUCAGCAGAACGGUGGUGGUGUUCACUUGCCUAUCCAAACGACUAGCCGGACGAAACCUGCCAAGAUGCUCAAGGACAAGGAGAGACUCUUUCAUUGGAUCUGCAAGUUCGCGGGCCGCAAAAAGGUUGGAAUGCUGUUCCUCUGUAUCAUCUCCGCUGCCGUUUUCGUCUGGGUUUUGUAUGUAGGAAAAGGUGAAGAUUCACAGGAAGGUGAUCAGGUUCCAAACUUUAGCCUUAAUAGCACCGAGCCCUUUAGCAAUCCAGAGAAUGAUACUCAUACAUUUGAAGAGUUCGCUUUGCCACCCCCUCCCCCUCCUCCUCCUCCUCGUAACUAUUUUACAGGCUACACUCUUCCUCCAGGGCAUCCAUGUAAUAGCUUCACCUUACCUCCCCCACCAGCUGAUAAAAAAAGAACUGGACCAAGGCCAUGUGCUGUGUGUUACCUUCCUGUGGAAGAAGCAAUUGCUUUGAUGCCAAAGUUCCCCUCAUUUUCUCCUAUAGUUAAUAACUUGACAUAUCUAUAUGAGGAUCCACUAAGUAGAGAUGGAGAAUUUGGAGGCUCAGAAUUUGGUGGGUACCCUACUCUAAAGCAGAGAAGUGAAUCUUAUGAUAUUAGAGAGUCGAUGAGUAUGCAUUGUGGAUUUGUCAGAGGGAAAAAACCUGGCCGCAAUACAGGAUUUGACAUGGAUGAAAUUGACCUGGCUGCAAUGGAGCAGUGUCAAGGGGUGGUUGUUGCUUCAGCAAUAUUUGGAGCCUUUGACAACAUCCAACAGCCAAGUAAUAUUAGUGAAUACUCUAAGAGGACUGUAUGCUUCUUCAUGUUUGUUGAUGAAGAAACAGAAGCAUAUUUGAGGAAGAAAAAUGGUCUAGACAGCAGCAGGAAGAUUGGGAUAUGGAGAAUUGUUGUCGUUCAUAAUCUUCCUUACAAAGAUGGAAGACGCAACGGAAAGGUUCCAAAGCUUCUAGCACAUAGGAUGUUUCCAAAUGCCCGCUUUUCUUUAUGGAUUGAUGGGAAGCUUGAACUAGUUGUGGAUCCAUAUCAAAUUCUUGAAAGGCACUUGUGGAGAAAAAAUGCCACUCUUGCAAUAUCUAGACAUUACAAGCGUUUUGAUGUUUUUGUGGAAGCUGAGGCAAAUAAAGCAGCUGGGAAGUAUGACAAUGCCUCCAUUGACUUUCAGAUUGAUUUUUAUAAAAAGGAGGGUUUGACAUCAUAUUCUGAGGCCAAGCUUCCUAUUAUAAGUGAUGUUCCUGAAGGAUGUGUUAUAAUAAGGGAGCAUGUUCCUAUUAGCAACCUCUUUACAUGUCUUUGGUUCAAUGAAGUUGACCGCUUUACUUCGAGGGACCAAAUCAGCUUUUCGACAGUAAGGGAUAAGAUUCAGGCCAAAACAAACUGGACUGUGAACAUGUUCUUGGACUGUGAAAGACGCAACUUUGUGGUUCAGAAGUACCAUAGAGAUGUUUUAGGGCACAUGACUCCUCUGCCUCCUACUGUUUAUCCACCGCCGCCACCCCUUGUUUUGGUGUAUGAACCACCAAAGACAGCACUUGAAACUUCAGCCGAAAGGGUUGCAAGUAUUCCGGUUCGAAGAGCAAGGCGAGGAAGGAAGUCUGGCUCUAGGCGUCAUCGCAAAGUUGUUGCUGGUGGCAGGGACAUUGAUUCGAGUUAAAGUUUUGUUCAGGAAAGUAAUCAUUCUUUUUCUUUCCCUCUUAAAAAUCAUUCAUUGGGGACGGAAGAUUUGUGCAAGAUGAGUGUUGUAGUUCUGUUACCACAGAGAACACUUCUCUCAUUCUUUAUCUUUUUCUUUUCCUAGUUUUGAAUUCUCUUUUUUAUUCAUUUUUUGUUGUAUAUAUAUGAUAAUUUCCAAUAAAUAUGAUAUGGGUUUCCACCAAAGUCCAGAAAUGUAGUAACGCAUUUUGUUCGUUAUUAUAACAAGGUUGUAUUGGAACUAAGUUAUUUAAUAGCAAUAUUUAUGUCUCUUCUUCAUUAAGAAUGAAUAAAUUUAAUGAAAA
Messenger RNA from Hevea brasiliensis (rubber tree), 2817 nucleotides. Its product is annotated as probable hexosyltransferase MUCI70. Lineage: Eukaryota; Viridiplantae; Streptophyta; Magnoliopsida; Malpighiales; Euphorbiaceae. The coding region runs from base 741 to 2474 and encodes 577 amino acids. The record is from RefSeq and is a predicted model, not a curated record. The transcript has 9 exons.